AACGAAAACAGCAAUCUUUCAUUCAAAACUCAUAGUUUGAUAUACACAAAAGACAGAAAAAUUGUAACUACAGGCAGGGACAAAUAUAAACCUCUCCACCUUUGUUGUACUUCAAAAUUUAUUCCGGACUUAGUCGACCGACAAUGCUGUUUGCAUUCUGGAGGAACGUGGUGAAGGAGCAUCAUCUCGAGCAGAUAUCGCCCAUCUGGAAGGAUUUGAAUGCAACAUUCGUGACUGUCCUCAGCUGGAGCUGGCUCAUCUACUCCAUUGCCUUGCUGGUGAUCUCCGUGUGCUGCUAUUAUGCAUACCGUGAACGCUGCCGCCGGACGGAGACCAUGCGACGUCGUCGAGUGAUUCAGCAUGCCGAGAAUCGACCCCCUCAAAAGCGUCGACCGAAUGCUGCCUAUCGCGAUCACCAGAUCUAUCGCUUUAUCAUCCUGAGCGUUGCCAAAUACAUGAAGAAUCCGGAGGUCAUUCGUCCUUUCAUCGAUCACAUGGAAAAGCUUUAUCCUCUCAGGCAUUCCCUGGCCGAUCAGCAGCAAAUGGACGAGCUCUCGCCGAAUGUAAACGAUCCAGAGCCAAGCGUCGGCGAGGAUUGAGGGCUCAGAGAUUCAAUAUCAAAGAUAUAUCAGCUCCCAUCGAAAUUACUGUUACAACAUAAUCGAAAAAUGACCCAGCGUUUAGGUAAUAAUAUCAGAAGUUAAUUUUUUAUAGAUACAAAAAUUUGGUAAACUAAACCAAUAGGAAUAAACUUUUGCACCAAAUACCAA
Messenger RNA from Drosophila serrata, 770 nucleotides. RefSeq lists its product as uncharacterized. NCBI's taxonomy places the organism in Eukaryota, Metazoa, Arthropoda, Insecta, Diptera, Drosophilidae. The record is from RefSeq and is a predicted model, not a curated record.